AUGGCAUUCUUUUGCGGAAGAUGUCCAAACACAGUUUUAUCAGGCAUUUUGACGAUAUUCAUAGUAUCUUUCACCUUGAUCAUUAAUGACCAUGCUGUGACAGCACAAGUCUGCGUGGACGAGAAUACAUGCCGAACGGAACCAGAGAAUGAAAGAGAAGUUAAACUUCGUCAGACGCUAGAUGAACUAAUUGUGUGGAUCAACGAAAAUGAUGGAUUUGUGAAUCCAAAGCUGGAAAUCCGUUCCUUUCCGUUACACUUGGAACUGAAAGAUCUGGUUGAAAGAUUCGAAGAAGAAAGUGCGGAUAGCGCCAGCGAAAGUGAAGAUUAUGAUGUGACAGUUGGACGCAGCUUUUCCUUCGGUAUUUUCGUCAAAGACGGCGAAACAGUAGAAGAGGGCGAAGAACUGCUGGAAAUCCCUGAAGAUUUGAUGAUAUUUUCAGAUAUUUUCAGUCCUCAUCGAUUUGACAGCAUUUGCUUGCUAGCUGAAGAACUUGCUGUCCAACGCUAUAAUCACGAACAUGGUCAAAGUACCAUCGCGCCAUAUAUGGAGCUAUUGGAACACUUUGUCUUCGAAGAGGUCAAGCUACCAAUGUCGUGGAAAUCAGAAGCCCAACAUUUGUUGAUGGCAAUCACAACGGCCGACUUCUUUGUUCCCUUGCACUUUUAUCAGGAAUGUUUCGACCAUAUCAUCAAUGGAGUCAACAAUAGGGAGCCCCGAUUCAAGCCUGAAGACAACCUGCCUUAUUGGAAUGAGGCUGUCGAAGUUGCACAAGCAUUGGCUCGAAACGACACAAUUAUGGUUCCCAUUUAUGAUAUGAUUAGUCACUCCAAUGACCCCGACAAGAUCAAUAUAUUUCAAGCAAGAGCGACUGAUGGGGAAGAUGACGAUGAUGGACGUAUGGUUGUUUAUGCCAAGCGACAAAUUCGGUCAUCAGAGGAACUACGACAUUCUUUUGGCCUCGGACAAAUGGAAGACGAUCAAUGGAACGGGGUGACAAAAUUUGGGAUGGGGACCAUGCGAAUGUUCCAUGAUUAUGGCAUUAUAGAAGGAUACCCCCAGCGAUGGUAUUUCCCGGCGCAUAUGCUUGAUUUCGCAGUGGACGAAGUUUUCGACGCUUCAGGACAACGAGAGCUAAAAGUCAGAUGGAACUCUGAUGCGUAUCCAGACCAUGAUGCCAUCUACACUUUGCAAGUCUUGCACGAUCGACUCGCUGAAAUCAAGGAGAAAAUGAAUUUCUGGUGGGAUGUUGAUAAAAGGGCUGACUUUGUUAGAGGAAUAAACCCUCAAGACUUAAAACGGGCAUAUGAAUUCCUUUGCAAAUACCUCGAUGCUGUGGAGGUAGGUUUGGAAUCAAUGAAGUCGAUGCAUGUCCCAGACGAAUCAGUCUACAUGGUUGAGGAAGAAAAGGUUCUCAUCAACAACAUGGAUAGUAUCUACUUCCAAACUUAUCAAUGCAACGACAUGAUUGUCAACAUCACCAAUGGUUACUUUCAGCACAUUGAAUCACUCAGAUCAGCAUACCAGAAAAUUGAAUACUUUUUGGACCCAGUGACACAGGAUAGAUGUCUCUAUCUUGAUGGUGUCUAUCAACAAUGCAUUUCGUACUGGCCACAUUAUCAUGAGCUCGUCGUCCACAAGCCUGCCAAAUAUCUCAAGGAAGAUCUCAAGCGAGUACUUUGGGUUGGCGGUGGCGACUCGGGACCGCUGAAUGAAUUUCUGAAGUAUCCAAGCUUGGAGUUGGCAGUAGGUCUCGAGCUGGACCAGCAAGUAACUCGACUCGCGUACAAGCACUUUGCCUCUCGACCUCACUUUGAUGAUCCAAGAGUGCAAUGGUGGUAUGGUGAUGCUUCCAAAUCACUACUGAUGCUUCCGAAAGAUUAUUUCGGAUCCUUUGACUUGGUAAUUGUCGACUUAUCCGACACGGUAUUCUCCCUGUCAGUAUCGGCAGAGCUAGACGUGAUUGAAGCCAUUAGUCUUUUACUUCGACCAGGAGGUAUCUUUGAAAUGAAUGAACUGUUCAUGAGGAAAGUGAGCAACGUAUUUGAACAUGCCAUUCACUACAGCUUUAACGACGUGCCCAAGAUUUUGGACCAAGCGGCAAUCUUUGCCAGUAACGAUGUCAACUUCCUUUAUCAAGAGCUGACAGAGCACGAGUUUGUGGAAGAUGCCACCUUGUUGGUAGAAAAGGACAGCAUGCUGACAAGGCAUCAAUUCGAUCGCGUUCAUGACUAUAGACACAAUCCAAACUCCGCAUUUGUUCAGCUAUGCAAAAAGAUGAAACAAGCAGAAGAGGAGGAAAUGAAGUAUGACAGCAAGCCUCAAACCACUGCUCCGGGUAUCACAAUGAUUGUCGAAGCCGAAAACUUGACUACUGAUCUAUCGUUACCAUCAGCUAUACAAAGCUCCAUCAUUAAUGCGAUCGAACGACUUGGCUUGACUGUAGUAUCGGACAAGUUCUCAGCGCAGGAAUCUCCAUUCUUCAUCAUCACAAUGAAGGAAGGAUAUGUCGUGGUCCGAUUGUGGUCGAAAGAAAAGUACUGUGCUUUGGAUAUUCAUUUAUGGAGUUCAUUCGACAGUCACGAAGGUCUCAAGAAGGCAAUCGUGGUUGACGCUUUGGGUGGCGACUUGAACAACAAGUCCACAUCAUCGUACCGUAUUGUGACAGGAGGGAUGUUUGGAUUGCAGGAUUGGAGGGAAGAAUCCAAAUUGCACGGCCCUCAGUUGAGCAAAGCGUGUGUCGAGAAGGAGGAAGUGUUGCGAGACCAAGCAUCACCUAUUGAAGUGAAGAUGCAAGCACUGAAAUUGAGUCUAGAAGUCUUGCAGGGCACUGGCUUGACUGCUGCUGUAGCAUGUGGACGGAAGGAAGACAAGUGCACCUUUGUGGAUGUUGUAAAGGCUGAUUCAAAGUUCGAACGGGUGAUCCCCCUUUACGAAGCCACCGUAGAAGAAGGUUCGGACCGAAUGACUCGUAUCACACGCUCUAUCGAUUUCGCGAAAGAGAUCCUUGACCCAUUCCUACAAGCAGACCCUCCGAUCUUGGUGGACGCCAUCUUUUUCGACCUGAGCUCCACUCCGAUAUCAAACGAGGUUGUGGGCAUGAUGAAUGCUGAGCAUCGCAUACAGGAUACAAAUAUGUUUUUUGCUUCCACGACAGAUUCACAACCGGAAAUCUGGCGAAGAAGAUUUUUGAGUGCAAUGCGAGAUGAUUAUGAUGUUGAUCCACUCUUCCGAGGACAAGUGCUGUUAAACACAACGACUAGCAGUCUAGAAUUGUCGAUUCUGGUCGAUGGGAACCCGAUGUUCAUGCAGCAUCUUACCAAGGCUGUCGCUCACUCACAAGCAAAGAACCCAGAUGUUUCACUGGAGAUUCGAAACAUUCUGGGUGGAAGCAUUCGGUUAGAGAAGCAAGCCGAUUGCAAUGAUGAUGAUAUUUCGCAUGUAACGGUGGCUGAAGAUUAUAACCACGAUGAUGCAAGAAGUCAAUGGGAAACGCAAACUGCCCUAGCUACCCAGACGUUACUACAAUUCUCAAACCUUGUGGAUGGAAUGCCUACUCUGUUGAAUAAGAAUGACUUGGUCAUGGCAUGUGCUGCAGCUUUUGCGACCAGAAUGGGAUCCGGAUCCUCUAUGAAAGUCUACGAUGAGUUUGGAGGUGACGGCGCUAUUUGUGCUGGUACCUGGGAAACUGGGACAGCUGUUGUGUCAUGGGAUGGAAGGUAUGGAGUGGAUUUGAACAUUUUCAGUACAUCGGAUCUUCCCGAGCUACAAGGUUUUGAAAGCGACAUCAUGGAGCGACUGACGAAUCUUGGAGGUUGGCUCCGUGACAUUCAGCCACGGGGAUAUGGCCGCGUGGUAAAUUUCAAAGAAGGCAUGCUUGGCAAAGCUAGUUUCUUCACAGACGAUGAACCCGACACUGAAGAUUGA
This is a messenger RNA of Cylindrotheca closterium, 3927 nucleotides long. The record is from the annotation of a GenBank genome assembly. NCBI's taxonomy places the organism in Eukaryota, Bacillariophyta, Bacillariophyceae, Bacillariales, Bacillariaceae.